AUGUCAUCCAGAAAGAAGCUUUUGUUGAUGGGACGUUCCGGUUCCGGGAAGUCAUCGAUGAGGUCAAUAAUAUUUCUGAAUUAUUCUGCCUUUGAUACAAGACGAUUAGGUGCCACCAUCGAUGUUGAGCAUUCCCACCUAAGGUUUUUGGGAAAUAUGACGCUUAAUUUAUGGGAUUGUGGUGGACAAGAUGUGUUUAUGGAUAAUUACUUUUCAUCUCAAAAAGACCAUAUAUUCAAGAUGGUGCAAGUGUUGAUUCAUGUUUUCGAUGUUGAGUCCAAGUCGAUUAAAAAGGAUAUGGAAAUUUUCGUUAAAUCAUUAACUAAUUUACAAAAAUUCAGUCCAGAUGCCAAAAUUUUCAUAUUACUCCAUAAAAUGGAUUUGGUUCAAAUUGACAAAAGAGACGAACUAUUUUCAAUGAUGAUGGAGAAAUUACAAAAUAUAUCCAAUCCUUUCCAAUUCAAAUUGGUGGGCUUCCCUACUUCCAUCUGGGAUGAAUCGUUAUACAAAGCCUGGUCUCAAAUUGUUUGUUCUUUAAUUCCAAAUAUGAAUCUUUUCAAUAACAACUUAAUCAAAUUCAAUCAAAUCUUAGAUGCCGAAGAAAUCAUUCUCUUUGAAAAAACAACUUUUCUAGUCAUCUCGUCCACCUCCUCAAUUAAACAACAAAAGCAACCGGACUUGCAAGAUGAAGAAACCCUAGAUCCAAAAAGAUUUGAAAAAAUUUCAAACAUUAUCAAAACCUACAAGCAGUCAAUAUCAAAAUUAAGAACAAACUUCCAUAACUUGGUUAUCAGAGGCUCAAACGGUACCCAUUUCUACAUCGAUAUCCUAACCGAUAACCUAUUCAUCAUGAUUGUUUUGAAAGACAAACAAUUGACUGACUCCACCUACGUCAGCAGCCAUGAGGAAUUGGUGGUGCUUGAAAACAUCAAGGCCGCCAGAAAAUGGUUUGAAAAAAUCGAAAACGGUAAGUAA
This is a messenger RNA of Hyphopichia burtonii NRRL Y-1933, 975 nucleotides long. RefSeq names its product Rag GTPase (gene GTR1). The record is from RefSeq and is a predicted model, not a curated record. The transcript has a single exon. Gene Ontology annotation, molecular function: GTP binding; GTPase activity. Gene Ontology annotation, biological process: regulation of autophagy; positive regulation of TOR signaling; cellular response to amino acid stimulus. Gene Ontology annotation, cellular component: Gtr1-Gtr2 GTPase complex; fungal-type vacuole membrane; nucleus. NCBI's taxonomy places the organism in Eukaryota, Fungi, Ascomycota, Pichiomycetes, Serinales, Debaryomycetaceae. The coding region runs from base 1 to 975 and encodes 324 amino acids.